Molecule: messenger RNA, 1698 nt
Organism: Marmota flaviventris (yellow-bellied marmot)
Lineage: Eukaryota; Metazoa; Chordata; Mammalia; Rodentia; Sciuridae
Source: RefSeq, a predicted model, not a curated record
AAGAACGAGUACCUGCUCACCGUGGUGGCGGAGGAGAGGGAUGUGCUACUGCUCGGCCUGCGGUACUCGUCCACCCAUCUGCACUUCCUGUUCCUCAGCGAGGACAUGGCCGGCGCCUGGCAGACCCGCGUGUCCUUCCGCAGCGCCAGCCUCAUGGACAGCCAGUGGCACACGCUGGUCUUGGCAGUAUCUGCAGGAUCCUUUUCCCUCAUCAUGGACUGCGGCCUCCCGGUGGACAUAAUGGCUGACGUGCCCUUCCCGGCCACCCUUUCAGUGCGAGGGGCCCGGGUCUUUGUUGGCAGCCGGAGGAGAACCAAAGGCUUGUUCACGGGCCUGGUGAGGCAGCUGGUCCUGCUGCCGGGCUCGGAUGCCACCCUGAGGCUGUGUCCCAGCAGGAAUGCCCAGCUGGCCGAGCUGUCCAUCCCACGGGUGCUGCAGGGGAAGCCGGGUGAUAACGAGGUGCUAAAAUACCCUUAUGAGGCAGACAUGAAGGUGACGCUGGGGUCCCGGCCACCGUGCACCAAGGCACAGGAUGCCACGUUCUGGUUUGACGCUGCCAGGAAGGAGCUGCACCUGUGUGCCAGCAGCCAGUGGGUCUCUGUGUUGGCAGCCAAAGCCAAGCUGGACUACGUGGAAGAGCACCAGCGCCUGCCCACCAACUCGGAGACGCUGGGCCUCGAGGUCUUCGGCAUCCCCGGCGUGGGGCUCUUUGUGGCCGCGGCCAAUCGGAAAGCCAAGUCCGCCGUCUACAAGUGGACGGAUGGGAAGUUCGUCUCCUACCAGAACAUCCCCACACACCAAGCCCAGUCCUGGCGGCACUUCACCAUCGGGAGAGAGAUCUUCCUGGCCGUGGCUAACUUUGGACCGAAUGAGAAGGGUCAAGAGGUCUCUGUCAUUUACAAAUGGAGCCACAGAAAGCUGAAGUUCACCCCAUACCAGAGGAUUGCCACCCACAGCGCCCGCGACUGGGAGGCCUUCGAGGUGGACGGGGAGCACUUCCUGGCAGUGGCUAACCACCGGGAAGGUGACAACCACAACAUUGACAGCGUCAUCUAUAAGUGGAACCCCAGCACCCGGCUCUUCGAGGCCAACCAGACCAUCGCCACGUCCGGAGCCUAUGACUGGGAGUUCUUCACGGUGGGGCCCUACUCGUUCCUGGUGGUGGCCAACACCUUCAACGGCACCUCCACCAAGGUGCACUCCCACCUGUACAUCUGGCUGGUGGGCUCCUUCCGGCUCUUCCAGUCCUUCCUGACCCUCGGGGCUGCGGACUGGGAAGUCUUCCGCAUCGGAGACAGGCUCUUCCUCGCCGUCGCCAACAGUCACAGCUACGACGUGGGAAUGCAGCUGCGCAACGAUUCCUACACCAUCAACUCCGUCAUCUACGAGCUGAACGUCACCGCCCAGGCCUUUGUCAAGUUCCAGGACAUCCCCACCUGCAGCGCCCUGGACUGGGAGUUCUUCUCCGUGGGAGAAGAUCACUUCCUGGUGGUCGCCAACUCCUUCGAUGGAGAAUCCUUCUCAGUGAACAGUAUUAUCUACAGGUGGCAGGGCUACGAGGGCUUCGUGGCUGUGCACAGCCUCCCCACCUUCGGCUGCAGGGACUGGGAGACCUUCGACACCUCGGCCGGCUCCUACCUCAUCUACUCCAGCGCCAAGGAGCCCCUGUCCAGGGUCCUGCGGCUGAGGACCACCUGA